CCGCCCGCCUGAGGCGCGCGGGCUCGGCGCUGCUGCUGCUGCCGCCGCGGCGCGACGCAGCGGGGCUGGGCGGGGGCAGCGGCGCCCGCGCUGCCGGGGCUGGCGGCGGCGCCUCCUCCUCCCCCUCCUCCUCCCGCGUGUGACCCGCUGCCGCAUGUGAGCGGGGAGGAGGGACGGCGCCGCGCGGGCCCCAGUGUGGCGGCGGCGGCGGGAGGAGGCGCGGGAGCCGCGGCGCGACGGCCCCCUGCAGCCGCUUCGCAGGGCCCCGCCGGCGCCGCCAGCCCGCCGAUGCCCGUGUGGUGCUGCCGCUGCUCCCCGGCCGGGCAGCUCAGAAACUACAGUGGCCCUGAAACUGAAGGACAGCUUUUGAAUUCCUUUGUCCAGUAUUUUGGUGACAGCCUUGGGAGCAAGAUUAAAAGAAUGCCUUUAAUAGAAGAAACGGUUCUGCCUGGGGACCCUCUUCUCACUCUGCCUGUAGUAAUAAUAGGAAAUGGACCUUCAGGAAUUUGUCUGUCUUACCUGCUGUCUGGAUACAGGCCAUAUUUGUCUCCUGAAGCUAUGCAUCCGAACCCCAUUUUGCAUGCUAAAUUAGAAGAAGCUCGACAUCUUUCUAUUGUUGAUCAAGAUCUAGAGUACUUGUCUGAAGGCCUUGAAGGACGCUCUUCAAAUCCAGUUGCAGUGCUUUUUGAUACAUUACUUCAUCCUGAUGCUGACUUUGGAUAUGACUACCCACCGAUUUUGCACUGGAAGCUAGAACAACAUCAUUAUAUUCCCCAUAUAGUGCUUGGUAAAGGACCGCCUGGUGGGGCUUGGCAUUCUAUGGAAGGCUCUAUGUUAACAAUCAGUUUUGGAGACUGGAUGGAAUUGCCUGGACUCGCCUUUAAAGAGUGGGCAGCCAACAAGCGCAGAAAUAUAAAGAGUGACCGAGUAAUGCCAGAGGAAAUAGCUUGUUAUUAUAAACACUACGUUAAAGUCAUGGGCCUCCAAAAGAAUUUCAGAGACCAUGUUUACAUAACAUCCGUGUCCAGGCUUUAUCGAGGAACAGAUGAUGAAGAUGAAGGUCAACUAAAUGAAAAUAUUUCAACACAGCAUUUACAAAUGGGAAUGGAAGGUGGACAGAAAUCACUGAUUAAGAGAAACUGGGAAGUCAGAGGUUAUCAGAGAGCAACAGAUGGUUCUCACGUGCCAUUCUGCCUCUUUGCUGAGAAUGUGGCUCUUGCAACUGGAACCUUUGAUUCUCCUGGCCGACUGCAAGUUGAGGGAGAAGACUUUCCUUUUGUGCUUCAUUCCAUGUCUGACUUUGGAGCUGCUAUAAGCAAAGGCAAAUUACGUGGGAAAGCAGACCCUGUAUUAAUCGUGGGUGCUGGACUUACAGCAGCUGAUGCAGUACUGUGUGCCUACAACAACAACAUCCCAGUAAUCCAUGUGUUUCGUAGAAGAGUUACUGAUACAAGUCUAAUUUUCAAACAGUUACCUAAAACACUUUAUCCUGAAUACCACAAAGUCUAUCACAUGAUGUGUACUCAGUCGCAUACUGUAGAUUCUAAUCUACACUCUGCUUACACUAGUUUCCCUGAACACAAUGUACUUUCCUUCAAGCCUGAAAUGAAAUGUGUUCUUCAGAGUGCCUCUGGACUGAAGAAAAUUUUGAAGUUUUCUGUAGCCUUAGUUCUGAUAGGUUCUCACCCAAAUCUUUUCUUUCUGAAGGACCAAGGACAUGGCAUAGGGCAUCACUCAAAUCAGCCAAUCUCAUGCAAGGGGAAUCCCAUUGAGAUUGAUCCAUAUACUUAUGAGUGCACUAAAGAAGCUAACCUCUUUGCUUUAGGUCCUCUGGUUGGAGACAAUUUUGUACGAUUUUUAAAAGGAGGCGCAUUGGGCAUUACACGAUGUUUGGCAAUAAGACAAAAGAAGAAACAUGAAUUGAUUGAAAGCAGGGAUGGAGGAGGUGAUGGGGUACCAUAAAGGAGACAUUAGAAGUUGUCACGUAUGGAAUUACAGAAGUAGUCUAACAAACCGCACAACGAAAGUCAUUAGCAGUCACAUUUUUGUUGUAUACAAGUAACCUGCACUUGUAUUGCUUGGUAAAGGAUGCUGUUACUACAAUGCUUCAUCUUCUCAGAAUACAACAAUUGGUCUGCUAUUACAACUGAUCUCUGCUCAACUGGAAUAGCUUCCAGAUAAACAGAAAAUGAGACUAACUUCUGUUGACCUGCCUGUCAUCUCUUGCUCAGCUAAAAGAGCAGAAUUCCUCUGGGAAAAACAAGCCUGCCAGAGUGGCUUUACAUUUUAGUGUCAAAUUCCACAAAAUAUUCUGAAAUUCAGCUAACUUGUAAAAACAGAAAGCUCUCUUAGUAUAAAAUGAUUCUUGGUCCCAAAGCAAGUUUGGAACCUUCUGUUUGAAACAAGAAUUUUAUUUAUUUGCCAUAGUAAUACAGUAAUACUUUGAGCCCUUAGUAAAAUGGUCUUUACUAUAAGGAAGAUUUCUGUAAGCAGAGGCAGAUUGCUCAACACUUAUAUAUUAUCCUACUUGAGAACUGGAAUAAAAGAAUGAGCAUUCGCCUUUAAUGCAUGAUUGGACAAUCCGUUAAUGUUUUUUUUCACUGGUAAGCCUAGAGUUGGGUAAGUGCAGAGAGACUAUAUGUUCCCCUACAGUGACAUGUACAUUCUGAGAAUACCGAUUAACAUAAACAAUAAAGUGCUGGUGUAAGUGCUCUUA
Molecule: messenger RNA, 2716 nt
Organism: Dromaius novaehollandiae (emu)
Lineage: Eukaryota; Metazoa; Chordata; Aves; Casuariiformes; Dromaiidae
Gene: OSGIN2
Product: oxidative stress induced growth inhibitor family member 2
Exons: 6
Coding region: 289-1962 (557 amino acids)
Biological process (GO): negative regulation of cell growth
Molecular function (GO): growth factor activity
Source: RefSeq, a predicted model, not a curated record